ACCACAAAAUGUGCCAUGCUAUAGAAAAAAAUAAAAAAGAACAUCAAAACAAACUCGUAAACUCGCAUUGAAGAAUAUAUUUAAAAAUAAAUAUCCGAUAUCCCAAACAGUUGGUUUCCUUUUAAAAUAAGCAAAAAUGUCCAAGAUAGGAGCUGUGUGGUCGAGAGAAAAAAUCAAUCAACUUAUUGAGCUAUACAAGAAGAAUGAAUGCCUGUGGAAUCACUGGCACGAGUCUUACAAGAAUAAGGAGAAACGAAAUCGCGCUAUUAAGGAGAUUUGCAUAGCUUUGCGUAUAACCAAAUUCGAUUUUGGUAAGAAAAUUCACAAUCUACGAAAUCAGUUCAAUACCGAAAUGAAGAAGUGGGAACAAAGGAUGGAAGAAGCGGGCGGAGUGCCAGACAAUGUGGACGGAAAUACAGCAAUACGCUGCAAAUGGAUUCACUUUGAGUCACUAAUGUUUUUGCGCAAUGUUAUUGAACCAAGGCCGGGGGGAUAUCAGAGCACAGCUUUGCACCAACCACCUAAGAAAAUGCGUUUGAAAUUCGACUAUAACAGCGCUGAAGAUGAUGUUAACAUCACCAUGCUAUCAGCUCCCAAUGCUAGCAGUAAUGAAGAUAUUUCUUCGAAUUAUCAGUACGAGGAGCAAACUGAGGAAACAUCGCCGGCCGAAGUGUGCCAAAAUUUUGAAAAUGAAUUAAACGCGGUGGUUAACGACCAAGCCAUGCCUCGCGAAGAUAGCCUAGAUCAAAAAUAUAUACCUCCUCCGGUUCAACAGAUGCAACAGCAACAACUGCAAAUGCCAACCAAUAAAAGCUACAGCCAAAAGAAGGCAACGUUAUCUGCCGCAAAUAAUUCAAUACACAUAUCACCUGGUUAUGCGGAAAUAGUAAACCUUAGCAGCCAUGAUAACGCAGCCGCCAUAGAAAUAAAUGCACAUGAUAUGGCUGUGGUCACCAGCCACAAUCAAGCAUUAAUGCCUUCUUCCACUACCUCCACCUCAUCAGUUCCAACGUCUACUGCUGCAGCAAGCGUGAUAGAAACCCCAGUUAUUGCAUCUGUAGUCUGUGGUAGUUCAAAUGUAUCGACAUCGUUGUCACAGUCUCCAUUAGCACCACGUGAUCAAUGGGACUCUUUUGGAGAAUUGGUGGCAACAGAAUUGAGAAAUUUAAAUUCGGAUUUGUCACGCAAAAAGUUAAAGCGCAAAAUCAUGCAAGCCAUGUUAGAAGUGGGUGAACAAGAUGAUGCUUUGUAAUUCCCAACGGUAGUGUUUGUCUUUAUAGUUUAAAAAUAAAAAAAAAAACAUUUUUUAUUGAACAAGAAAAUGGUUUCCCACCCCAGA
Molecule: messenger RNA, 1339 nt
Organism: Stomoxys calcitrans (stable fly)
Lineage: Eukaryota; Metazoa; Arthropoda; Insecta; Diptera; Muscidae
Exons: 2
Coding region: 137-1252 (371 amino acids)
Source: RefSeq, a predicted model, not a curated record